Scatophagus argus is the source of this 7758-nucleotide messenger RNA. It is a transcript of the gene magixa, whose product is annotated as MAGI family member, X-linked a. Gene Ontology annotation, cellular component: cytoplasm. Gene Ontology annotation, molecular function: protein binding. Gene Ontology annotation, biological process: signal transduction. The coding region runs from base 545 to 4690 and encodes 1381 amino acids. The record is from RefSeq and is a predicted model, not a curated record. The transcript is spliced from 22 exons. NCBI's taxonomy places the organism in Eukaryota, Metazoa, Chordata, Actinopteri, Scatophagidae.
GCACGCUGACUGAAGAGCACAAACCACACUGAGCUGCUUCUACUGUCAGUCUGAGGUGUGACUUUCACAAUAAAAGCCCCGUUAAGGAGAUGUCACAGCCAUUCACAGCACUGCAGUCUUGACCGACAGGCGCAUGAGCCAGUCACAGUCGGCUGAAGAGGUUUCUGCACAUCCGGUCAGAGCGCCACCCACCUGUUACGUCAACAAAUACACACCGAAGGUCACACGGGUUUUUGAUUGACACAUACGCACACACACACAUUCCUUUAAACAGUGCACAUAAAGAGUGCCAUGAAGUCCACUCCUUAAACACACUCCAACUUACAUCACACUUUGUACUCUGACCAGUCUUAUCAGAGAGGGAGUGAAGGGUGAGAGACACAACGAGAAAAAGAGGAGAGCGAGAAGCCAGCAGAAACACUGAGAGAGUGUGGAUAUGGCAGCUGAGCACACACCGACCGUUCACCUGUAGAGGUCGUGAGGAAGCUUCCUAGUGAGGAGGCAAAGAGAAAAGGAUGCUUCCUUGGCAAGAAGCUCGGCCGCCAUGUCUAAGGCGACAGUGAAGAAGCUGCACUGGCGCUCCAAGGUCCAGGAGAGCUUCGUCCCGCUGGGCGGGGCCUCUGGAGAGCUGGGUCUGGCCAUUGGGGGCGGAGCCGACUACGGCGAGUUCCCAUUCGUCACAGCAGCCCACGGAGGUGGAGCCACUGUGGGUGACAUCAUCUUAGAGAUCGGAGGGACACCCGUGUUAGGGAUGACCCUCGGUGAUGUCAGAGGAGUCCUCAACUCCUGUCCUCAUCCAAUCAGAAUCAAGACUGUCUCACCAGGUUCGUCCCUCUGUAAGGAUCUCAGGUUGUACCUCAGCAAGUGUUUCACUCCGGGCUCCAUGGACAGUCAGCUGCAGCAGCUCAUCAGAGAGAACCUGUACCUGCGAGCUGUACCCUGUACGACCCGGCAGCCUCGGGACGGCGAGAUUUCAGGUGUCGACUACAACUUCGUGUCUAUCGAGGAGUUUUUCUCUCUGGAGGAGUCUGGAGCUCUGCUGGAGAGCGGAAAGUUCAAAGGGAACUACUAUGGGACGCCCCGCCCAGUCCACAUUGGCCCAGAGAGUCCACCAAUCACAUACCAGGAACACCGAAACCUCCUGCGCAACUUCAGGACGAGAAGCAAAUCUCUGAGCAACCUGGAAAAAGCUGUGGAGGAAGGAGACAACAGUGAGGAGGACAGUGGACUGUCAGCGGGUUCAGCCGGAGCCCCGCCCACCAUCCUGCCUCUCAGCCAAUCGUGGGAUUCUGCGGUGGGCAGUCGGGAAGUAACAGAGAAUGGAGGAGGAGCAGGAGGAGGAAGAGGAGUCGGGAGAGGAGGAGGAGGAGCAGGAGGUCCGCUGCCUGAGAACUGGGAGCUGGCGUUCAGUGAUUCAGGAGAGCCGUACUACAUUGAUCAUAACUCAAAGACAACCAGCUGGCUGGAUCCUCGGACUCAGAACAAAGAGACGACUUCCUGUACAGAGCUCCCAGAAUUCACUGAGCAGCCCAGUCAGCUGAAGGGUUACUCCAUUCACACUCGGCUGUCCAAAGGUCCCAGAGGUUUUGGCUUCAACAUCGUUGGAGGAAGUCGAGCCAGAGAAUUUCUACAGGUGUACAGUGUCACACCUGGAGGACCACCAGCACUAAAUACAGCGGACAUCCUGGUCUACAUCAAUGACAGCUGUGUGUUGGGUCGCUCUCAUAAAGAGGUGGUGGAGAUGCUGAAGUCAGUGCCGAUGGGUCAGAGUGUGGACGUGGUGCUGAGGAGAGGAUACCCGAUGCUUUACAACCCCGACGGAUGUCCCAAGCAGAGUCUGGAGACGCCACAGACUCCCAGCGAGCUCCCGAACCCCCCCAAAGUGAACCGCGGUCCGACACACCUCACCUACAGUCGAACCCUGGACGCCAACGGCAGCUCGGCAGGACUGAGCCGAACCCCGCCCUCCUACGCUGCUCAGCCAGUGACAAACGGCCUAACAGGCCCUCCAACGCCCACUUCCUCUGACCCCCCUCUGGGUGCACCACCGCCUCAAGCAGCCAAUUAUAGUGACUCUGAUGGCGGCCCGUCCAAUGCUGGAACACGCAGGUCUUCUCUGAUUCGCUACAACAGCAGCACUCUCCCCGCCCUGUCCUCCUCGUCCCUGCUGCACCAUCAGAGCUCCAAGUCUUCAGAGAGUGAUUUGUCUACGUCGACACUCCCCAUCACCACCUCAUCCUCCCACACUCUGUCUAAACUACCCCUUUCUAAGCCAGAGAUGGGCCUCCUCCAAAACUCCACCAGCUCCAUCACCGCUAACAAUCCCUCCUCCUCCUCCUCUACACCUCCUGGUGCUCCUGUGCAGCGCCCACAGAUGCCCCAGACUAGCCUUGCCCUGACCGCGCUAACCGACAUCCCACCCUGUGGUUUUAAUGGCUGUCCAGCCAGUCACCAAGCACCCUCCCCAGCCUCCGGAGGAAACCCGGGGCUAGUGCUCCCCCUGGGUGCAGGGUCGCUUGGCUCAUCUCCUGGUGGGGAGCUUGUACCGGUGGCCCUUGGACGUAGCGAGUGUGGGGGCUUGGGGUUCAGUGUAACUGCCGGGGGACAAGGAGGUCAGCUGGCAGUGGUGAGGCGGAUCUGGGACCGAAGGCACUGCCCCUCGCUGCAGGCAGGGGAUGCUGUAGUGAAGAUCAACGGAGCAGAUGUACAGAGCCUCAGCUUCUCACAGGUGCAGAGAAUCCUGCAGGAACACACCAAACAGGGAGAGGUGGUACUGCUGGUCUACAGAGGAGGUCUCAUCUCCUCCCCAGUCGUGACCCCCAACCUCUACAAGUCUGUUCCCUCACCACGUGGCCUGGUCACCCCCUCUUCAUCCCACCCCCCGACCUUAGCCGACUUGCCUUCCCCAUCCACGGUUGCCUUGGUGGGGGGCGUCCCACCACUCGACCAGGCGGGCUUGGCUUCGGAGAGUACCCAGGAGGUACACCUACCAGCUUCUGGAACCCACCAAGGGGCCCCUCCUGCCCAGGUGCCUAAUGGGCCCCCCGCCUCUGCCCUCAUCCAGAGCACCAGCUUCCUGGACUCAGUUCCUGUGACGCUGACCUUAGAGCCACGUGAUCUGCUAGGGAUAGAGGAGAGCGCUGUUGGGCCUCCUCCCAUCAGAGGGGGAGGUGGGGGAGGCGCCGUGGCCAAGGAUGGAAGAGGAGGAAUGAAGACUGUGGAGGUGGAGCUGAGGAGGCGUCCUGGAGAAGGCUUUGGAUUUGUCAUCGCCUCUCAGGAAGUGAACGAGGCCUCCUCCCUCAUGUCUCACCGGUUUGUGACGGUGCGUCGCGGCAGCCCGUCGGCUCGCAGCGGGCAGAUUCAGCCUGGAGACCAGCUGGAGGCGGUGGAGGGCCGACCGGUCGGGGGUCUGCAGCACCGAGACCUCGCCCAGAUCCUGAGGAGAGCCGGGAACACACUGAGACUGAGCGUCAUGCCCAGACACCACUUGUCCUCUGUGUCAGAAGGAGCGGACUUGGACAUUGACAGUCGAUCGGCGAAAGGAUCCAGAGGGAGGUCAAAGGAUGACUCUAGGUUCUACCGUGUCGAUCUUGAACGAGGUCCGACAGGUUUUGGCUUCUCUCUGAGGGGGGGCAGCGAAUACAACAUGGGACUGUAUGUACUGGGACUGAUGGACGGGGGCCCAGCCCAGCGUAGCAACAAGAUACAGGUGUCGGACCAGCUGGUGGAGAUCAACGGAGACAGCACGUCGGGGAUGACUCACAGCCAGGCUGUGGAGCAGAUCAGGAGGGGAGGUCAUCGAAUCCACCUGGUCCUCAAGAAGGGGAACGGAUACGUGCCCGACUACGGCCCUGAUGAAGGAGCCCUCUCCCCCUCCUCUUCACACACAGAGGAGCAGGCUGUGGAUACAGUAACCAUGACAACCACCUCCUUCAGCCAGCAGGGGGGAGGCAGGAGUGGUACAGCAGGAGGAGGAGAGAGGAGGGGGACGAGGAGACAAGGAGAAACUAAACAAAGAACAAAAGGAGGAGGAGGAGGAGGGUUAGUGCCUCCUGACCUGGACCUGGACCAGGUGGAGGAAGAGGCAUGGGAGGAGGAGAGGAGGGAGGAGGAGAAGUGGCAGAAAGAGGAGCAGAGAAGAAGAAGUCAGACUGUCAGGCAGAAGGAGAAAAGGGAUGACCACAGGGAGCAGGGGAGGAGGAGCAGGAGCUUACCCAGGAACAGCGCUCGAUCCUGGGAUGCACCUCCACCUGAGGAGAAGGUGGAGGAGCCUGGAGGUGGAGUGAGGGAGAGGAGGAGAAGGAGUGAGACCAAGAGCAGGAGGAAGGCAGCAGAGGCCCACAGACAGGAGAGGGAGGAGAGAGACCACAGCAUGACCCACCCUGCAAAGCAUUCUGGGAGCUCAGCAGCAGCUCAGAGGGCAGUGUUCUCCUUCCUCAGGCCUGUGGGCGAUGACGAGCCUCUGUCUGACAGCGAAUCAGCAGCCAGCUUCUCAGAGGCCAGCCUAUCAGCAGCUAGCAUUGCCACCGCAGGAUGGAGAGAGGAUUCUGAUUGGAGGAGAGCCGUGUCCCCACGGGAACAGGGGAAGGCCCCGGGCCCCUGGCUGACACCCAGCCCACAGAGACUGACGCAGGUUUUGAUUGGCAGUCGGCUCAGUGGGCGGGAACUAGUGGGUGGGCUCUCUCUCUAAUUGGUUCAAAGAAAGACAUUUCCUUUUUUUUCUUUAUUGGCUACUUUUAAGGGCUUUUUAAAUUGGGCUGCAGACAGAAGACCCACCUCUUCCUGCUUCUUAUUGGAUGACAGCAAACAUUUCUGUUUCUGAUUACAGGAUGAGAAGCAAGCAGAGAAGGAUUUUUUUUUUUUUGAUUGGCUGGUGGGUGGGUUUUGAGGCCUUUGAUUGGCCAAUGACACACAGAGCAGCAUAAUUAACCAACAACUUUAUUUUUAUUUUACCCAUCAUCCUUUGCUGCACCCUGAGACUGAUGUUAUCAGCUCUCUUUGGGCUGAAUUCUUUCUGGUAUCACGACGCUGGUAACAGAUCGCCAUGGUAACAGAAGACAUCAUUACCUGUACCCUUGAUCAGUCAGAUCAGUGGAGUCAUUGUUGCUACAGGAUCCUUACAGGGACAAAAGAGAUGAGAACUGUGUUAGAUAGUUUAAAACAGAGAAAUUAAAGUUUCACUGACAAACAAACAAUUAACAGCUUCAGAUGAGCUAAAUUAAGUCCUAAUAAGUUCCUUUUAUUUCACAGUUAUUUUAACUAUCAAUUAAUCUGUUGAUUAUUUUCUCAAUUAAUUGAUCAAUUGUCAGUCAACAUUUUUAAUUGAUAACGUCCUCAAAUGUCUGAAUGAUUUUCAAUUUACUUUCAUAGAGGAGCAAAGAAGAACAGAAAAUAUUCACAUCUAAGUUUAGUUUUUAGAAUUAGAGAAUGAUCAGUAAUCGAUAGCUAAUUGAUUAGCAAAAUAAUCAUUACAGCUCUAAUAUGAAACUGAAACUUGCAUGAACAAAAACAGACACUUAAUUUUCCCUCUUCAGCUGAUUACUGAACAUAACAGAGAGAAUCUGUAGUAGCUGUCUAUAGCCCAGGUGGCUAACCAGUUAGCAGUUAGCUCGUAUCAGCUGCAGCUCAGCAGUUUGCCCCGAGUCAUCACUUUGUCAUCAAACAUCGUGAACCAAAAAUUUAGCCAAGACACGUGGAUUUAUUUUGCUGUGCCUGUAAAAGUCUUGAGCUGCAGGAGUUUUAUAUCCUAAUCACAUGAGCUUGUGAAUGUGAGCCAGUGGGUAACCAGCUUCAUGAUACCAGUCAUCAGGAUCAGGAUCCUGGUCCUGUCUGUCUUUGACUGAAUCCUCAGCUUCAUCUUUUUGACUUUCAACUCGUAUGCAAACAACACGAGAGCCUUUCAGUCCUGAACCGCCGACGCAUCCUGAAGGCGCUGUUUUGUGAUUCUGUGUAAUCUGAGCAUGUGAAUAUCACUGGAAUGAUUUUUUAUUUUUAUAAGCUGAACAUGUAAAGGCUCACUAACGUUAUUAUUCUUAUUAUUAAUAUUAAUAUUAGAGAUUAAAUAGACUCAGAGAUUAUCUGAUUUGCCUGCUUGCUUGUAAAAAAAAAACAUUGAAAUUAUUGAUGUAACAGAGCCAUACACACACACACACACUCACACACACACACUCACUCACUCACACACACAAACACACUCUCCAUCCACUGUUCAGGCCCAGCUGUGGUCCCGUUGGCUGUCAAUAACUAUAACGUCGCCAUGGCAACACGGCCGACAGGACGAACUGUUUCUGUAGCAACAGCCAUGGUGGAGCAGACCUCUGAGGCCGACGACCUGCAGCUCUGGGUCAUAACAAGUGCCUCAUUUACUUCAGCCUUUGUCCUGCAAAGUGACGCUGCAGCCGCAGGCAGAGACAUCACCACAACAUGCCCAUCGCUUCCUGUUCACACCCCCUCUUCCUGUUCACACCCCACCUGUUCCUGUUCACACCCCCUCUUCCUGUUCACACCCCACCUGUUCCUGUUCACACCCCCCUCUUCCUGUUCACACCCCCUCUUCCUGUUCACACCCCACCUUUUCCUGUUUACACCCCCUCUUCCUGUUCACACCUCCUCUUCCUGUUCACACCUCACCUGUUCCUGUUCACACCCCACCUCUUCCUGUUCACACCCCACCUCUUCCUGUUUACACCCCCUCUUCCUGUUCACACCCCACCUGUUCCUGUUCACACCCCCCUCUUCCUGUUCACACCCCCUCUUCCUGGUCACACCCCACCUUUUCCUGUUUACACCCCCUAUUCCUGUUCACACCCCACCUGUUCCUGUUCACACCCCCCUCUUCCUGUUCACACCCCCUCUUCCUGGUCACACCCCACCUUUUCCUGUUUACACCCCCUCUUACUGUUCACACCUCCUCUUAAUGUUCACACCUCACCUGUUCCUGUUCACACCCCACCUCUUCCUGUUCACACCCCCUCUUCCUGUUCACACCUGCUCUUCCUGUUCACACCCCACCUGUUCCUGUUCACACCCCACCUCUUCCUGUUCACACCCCCUCUUCCUGUUCACACCCCACCUUUUCCUGUUCACACCCCACCUGUUCCUGUUCACUCACACUUUGUCCUUAUCAAACAAGAUCAAGACCUUUCCUUCAUCAUCACCACUGCAGGACCGCUGAAGUUUGAUCUGUUCCAACAGUCCAAAGAAGUUCAGUUUGCUUUUGGAUAAAACAAAGAAAUGCAUCAAACCAGAUAGCCAGAUAAUUUAGUGUUGAAAAAAUCCUGAAAUCCUGAUGUAGCAAAUGCAUGACAAGCAGUUUUAGGUGAAGACUCUCUCUCUCACACACACACACGGUCCUCAUCCAUCCAUCACAUCAGUGCUCCCUGUCUGUCUGUCGGCACCCACACCCUCUGCAGUUACACUACAACUCCCACACACCCCCUGUGCUGCCCUUUAGCUCCGCCCCUCAGCCAGCUCUCUCUAAGGGCAUUUGGAUCUUUGUCUUCUAUGCAUUUUCUAAGACUGUCUGCUGGUGAUCGAUCCCCUGAUCAGUUCUGACCAGCAGAACACCAGAACAUGGACUUUGCUUGCAAUGAUGGGUCUGAAUAUUCAGGUUCCGGUCUAAAGACAACUAGGAAGCGCCAAGGUCUGAACAGGAUUCAACAGUUUCAUCAUGAGAUCUGCUCCCAGAAGAGGAGGAACAUGAUGAAGCAACAUGACUGAACUGUUGGUUUAAUAAAGUGUAAAACUGGUAAAACACAG